GCCAUUUUGGAUUCUGGACGGCUAGCCGUUAGGAUUUGGGGGGAUCUGUUAGCUACUUUUAAUUUGAUAUAAACCGCAGUAAUUCUUUUCAAGUUCAACGUUGCAAAGGGGAGCACCGCUUUACAAGAAGAGGGGGCUUACUGUGACAUGUCAACGAUGAAUCCAGAAUAUGACUAUUUAUUCAAGCUGCUUCUGAUCGGUGACUCCGGCGUUGGAAAGUCUUGCCUUCUCCUCCGAUUCGCAGACGACACAUACACGGAAAGCUACAUUAGCACUAUCGGAGUGGACUUCAAAAUAAGAACUAUAGAAUUAGACGGAAAGACGAUCAAACUUCAGAUCUGGGACACGGCAGGACAGGAGAGGUUUCGCACCAUCACAUCCAGUUACUACAGAGGAGCACAUGGCAUUAUUGUAGUGUAUGAUGUUACAGACCAGGAGUCUUUCAAUAACGUUAAACAGUGGCUACAGGAGAUAGACCGCUAUGCCAGUGAAAAUGUCAACAAGUUGUUGGUAGGGAACAAGUGCGACCUGACAACAAAGAAGGUUGUGGACUACACAACGGCAAAGGAAUUUGCAGACUCCCUAGGCAUCCCCUUCUUGGAAACCAGCGCCAAGAACGCCACCAACGUAGAGCAGGCCUUCAUGACCAUGGCGGCGGAGAUCAAGAAAAGGAUGGGCCCCGGGGCCACCGCCGGCGGCUCGGUGAAGUCCAACGUGAAAAUCCAGAGCACUCCGGUGAAGCCUUCCUCCGGAGGCUGCUGCUGAGGCCUUCCCCCCUGCACCCCGCCCCUCAGAAUCUCUGAUGUAACAUGCUCCACCGUUAGAGAGAGAGAGAGAGAGCCAGAAGGAAAGCGAGAGAGAAUAUUAAAAGUUGCCUGAAUCGUACUGUAUGUAGCCGCACUACCAGUUCUCCAAAACAAAAUUCUCCAAAAAACGAAAAACAAGGUCAUCUAUCCAAUAAUGGUCAGGCCCUCCCACCCCAGGUUGCUUUUACCCCCCCCCCCCUCGCCCCAUCCCUCCACCGCCGCCUCCCAGAGACCACAAACAUCAUUUUCACAACUGUUCAAAAUGCUCUCCCUGUGCAGGUUUAUAAAUAUGAGAAAGAAUAAUGUGUGUAAAUCUCACUGCAUUCCUACCGCAGGUCUGGUCUGUGGUCGGUUUCAUAACUUUUUUGUUGUUGUUGUUGAUUUAUUUGCUGUUUAUAUCAUUUCUUUCUGUCUUCUGAAGAUGAAGUUUUGUCAAUGUCUUUCAACCGACAGCACAACACUGUUUCACUGUCCAACGUCAAGAAAGUCAAGUAAAAUAUGUAUGUUAUAUAUAUAUAUAUAAAUAUAUAUGUAAGAUCUGAUUUGCUAGUCGUUUAGAGAGGUAAGUGGAAUACAUUACAUUAUUUGAUGAGUAGGCUAACUUCAUAAUCUGCAUUUAAUUUGUGGCUCCAGGCUAUUGUAAUUUUGUUGCACAAUAUCUUACAUUAAAGAAUGGAAGAAAUGUUUAAUAAA
Molecule: messenger RNA, 1499 nt
Organism: Megalops cyprinoides (Indo-Pacific tarpon)
Lineage: Eukaryota; Metazoa; Chordata; Actinopteri; Elopiformes; Megalopidae
Product: ras-related protein ORAB-1
Exons: 6
Coding region: 148-765 (205 amino acids)
Molecular function (GO): GTPase activity; GTP binding
Source: RefSeq, a predicted model, not a curated record